CCAACUCAUUUGGCUUUUUCAUCCUAACACACCCGUAUCAUUCGCUGUUUGGUCCUUAAGAGAAACAUAUAUUUUCUUCUUCGUCCUCGCUUAAGAGAGCUGCAGAUUUUGGAUGGGAGGAUUUGAUUGUGGUUUGAAAAGGAUGGCACUAGUUUCGGGAGGAAGAUCAACACUGAACCCAGAUGCUCCUCUUUUUGUUCCUGCUGCUUACAGACAAGUAGAGGAUUUCUCUCCUGAAUGGUGGCAACUGGUUACAACUACAACCUGGUUCAGGGAUUACUGGCUAAGUCAGCAUCAAGAUGAGAAUGGAUUUUAUGACAAUGCUGAAAAUGAUUUUGGCUUUGAUGGGAACGAUGUAGCUGAUUUGUUACCGGAUACAUUUGAUCUUGAUGCUGGUGAUUAUUUUACUAGUCUGGAAGCUCAAUUUGCAGAUUUCAUCGAAGAAAGCUUUUCUCCUUUACCUUCCGAUGGGAUGCUUGAACAUGGUUUUAUGUUGGAAGUGGAGGCACCAAAGAAGGACACAGGUCUGAAACCCAGCGAUUGAUUCAUCAAUCCAGAUAGGCCAUGACUUCGAGUUGGAGUUAUCCCCAAUCAUAAUAGGUUAAUGUAGCUACUAGCUUUUGUAAGUCUGUAUAGGGCAAGGUUGGAGCUCCUGUAUUGCUCGUUCAUCCUCGUUUUCUUUCUCUUAGUUUAAUCCAAGAAAGUGCUCAGAAAUGUAAAAAAAGAAAAUGUAAAAUUUAGUCAGAAAUGCAAAAAAAAAUGCUUCAUAUUUUGCUCUUUAUAUAAAA
Messenger RNA from Populus euphratica (Euphrates poplar), 788 nucleotides. RefSeq names its product protein EARLY RESPONSIVE TO DEHYDRATION 15-like. NCBI's taxonomy places the organism in Eukaryota, Viridiplantae, Streptophyta, Magnoliopsida, Malpighiales, Salicaceae. The transcript has 3 exons. Bases 113 to 544 code for a protein of 143 amino acids. The record is from RefSeq and is a predicted model, not a curated record.